GAGAAAAAGAAGAUGGCAGCUCCCUGCAGGAACAUUUGACAGGCAACGACUUAGGUCAAAGUUACAGCUUCAGUCUUGGAAAACUGAAUAAGAAGCAGAGCCAUGUUUCCAGAAACGGUUCAGUGUUUGAAACCGGCGGCUUCGCUGUUUUCUCAAACCGUUUUCUUGAAGGAACUGGGGCGGGUGUCGGCACAUGGAGGAGCCGGCCGCCUGCAGGCCCGGAGACACUUCGGUGUCAGCCGCUGUCUGACAGCCAAGAGUCCCCCUGCGCGUAAACCCAGGGAGAGGGUGGAGAUACCCGGACUGGAGAUGGUCACCUACGGGGAAAGGAUGCACUACGUGCCGGGGCUGGCUAAGCCCGUUUACCCCGCGUGGGAAAAGGACUACAAGGACCCGAGGUAUUACAGGUCUCCCGCGGCUCAGGACAUGCCGCUGCACAAAGACAAACCGUGCUAUGUGUACCACCAGAGGACCAGCGCCCUGGAAGGUGUGCGUCAGGCUCUGUGGUUGACUAAAACAAAGCUGAUCUCUGGCCUGCCCCCUCAGCUCCUCUCAUUGGCUGAGAAUCCUGCCAAUCAGAUACCAGACCAGGAUGAGCGCGUGAAGAAUGCCAUCAAACAUGCCCGCUUCUGGGACACAACGGAGCAACGACCAUGCAAAGAGAAAUACAGCAACACUCUGCUCACCAACCUGAUCCACCUGUGUGCGACUCUGCAGUCCAGCCACCCUGCGAUAGGAAGGCGGAUCUUUGCUGAGAAGUACUCUCUGGCAGCUACAUGGCGACGAGGUGAGGACCUGUUCCAGAUUAGAGGUCAUAAUGGUUCACUGCACACCUGCAUGGAUCCUCUCCCUGAGGUCUCUGGGAAACAGGAAGUUGCCGACACGGCAGAUCAAGUCCUGGAAACCUUCCACCCAGUGUCCCCCACCAUCGACCUGCAGAAGGUGAACGUGUACAGAGAGGAGGUGAACUGCACAGGUUUUAGGGGAGACUACCCUUACCCUCAUGCCCACACACUUUAUUUCCUGGAGGGAGCUGAUGCUCGCUGUAAGCUUCGCCCAGAACAGUUCAGAGCCAGCAUGGUCAUGUUCACCUUUGGAAACGCUCUGGCCCGCGCACGCAAACUCUACGGGACUGAGCCCCAGCGUGUGUUAGAUUGUCCUGUAACUGUACAGGCUGUGGGGACCAAUGGCCGAAUUUUCCAGUUCAUGGUUUUCCAGCUCAACACCACAGAUCUCUCAGGAGAUGACGGCAUCAAGAACCAGCUGUGGCUGGAUGAAGACGUGGACCUCUAUGACUUUGCCAAAGUCCGACCACUGAUCAAGAAGAAACAAGUCAAAGUACCAGCUGGUCUGGCGGGAUACAAGCCUGAAACAUUCAGAAAGUUCCUCGCCCUGUACCUGCAUGGAGCUGCAUAGGACCUGUCACCUCUUAAGUGUGUGUGCGUAUGUGCGUGCGUGUGUGUGUGUGUGGGGCUGAACACACUCUGAGCUGUCACCAAUAUCAAGUAUGUGUGUAUCUGGGAUCUAAACUGAUAUCUUACCAGAAAUCUCCUCCUUUCCUGGACAGUUUGAAGCAAAUGGAAGUACAACUUUUAGUCCUUUUCACACACUGGCUCCAGUGUUUGAGUUCAAGUCAAUAAAAAAACAUUCUAAGUA
Toxotes jaculatrix (banded archerfish) is the source of this 1656-nucleotide messenger RNA. RefSeq names its product mitochondrial ribosomal protein L37 (gene mrpl37). Gene Ontology annotation, biological process: translation. The transcript has 8 exons. The record is from RefSeq and is a predicted model, not a curated record. Lineage: Eukaryota; Metazoa; Chordata; Actinopteri; Toxotidae. Gene Ontology annotation, cellular component: mitochondrion; ribosome. Bases 103 to 1416 code for a protein of 437 amino acids. Gene Ontology annotation, molecular function: structural constituent of ribosome.